Eremothecium gossypii ATCC 10895 is the source of this 615-nucleotide messenger RNA. It is a transcript of the gene COQ10, whose product is annotated as ubiquinone-binding protein COQ10. Lineage: Eukaryota; Fungi; Ascomycota; Saccharomycetes; Saccharomycetales; Saccharomycetaceae. Gene Ontology annotation, biological process: ubiquinone biosynthetic process; cellular respiration. Gene Ontology annotation, cellular component: mitochondrion. Bases 1 to 615 code for a protein of 204 amino acids. The record is from RefSeq and is marked provisional. Gene Ontology annotation, molecular function: ubiquinone binding. The transcript has a single exon.
AUGCUCCGGUGUUUGAUAAGCCGCCCUCAGCUACUGCCUACAAGGCUCCCUCUGGCUACGCCGAGUUGUGUAUCCAGAAGGACAUUUCUUGGGUUCACCGGCGGUGACACUAAGGAGCAGCGUUAUAUCCUCAAGAGGGUCUUCAACGCGCCGCUGCACUACGUGUACCCUGCAGUGUCGGAAGUGUCCCUCUAUAAGCUUUUCAUUCCUUACUGCACGGACUCUUUCGUUAAUAAGCGGAGGCCUGGCGAUAACAUGCCCACCGAGGCAGGCCUUCGUGUAGGCUUCCAGCAGUAUGACGAGACGUUCGUGUGCCGGGUAGACUGCACGACGCUGCCGGGGAACCAGCGAAGCGUGGUUGCAGAGUCGCUGGCUCACCACCUAUUCGAAACGCUGCAUACACAAUGGCUACUCUCGCCUCACCCUACCAGACCGGACGCCUCUGUUGUGGAGCUGAUCCUGCGGUUCAAGUUCAAGUCACAGCUUUACAACAGUGUCUCCUCGAUCUUUGGCACGCGCGUCACGCAGGUGGUCAUGAAGGCGUUCGAGAAGAGAGUCUUCCAGCUGCGGAAAGAGGCCAUGGACAGGCCGCCGACCGGUGACGCUGGCCACUAA